CGACUCAGUAGCCACGUCUGGGCAUGCGCAGAGAAACAGCGGAGGCAUGUGGGGGUCUUGGAAUUUCCUUAAAAUUUUAUUGCUUUAGUUUUGUUUUCCCACUGGUUUAGAAGAGCGACCGGAAACCUCAAGUAGAGGAGACAGGGUUCUGGUUCCGGAAGCACGGGUUGGCCUGGUGAACCUUCAGUCUGAAAUUACCCGAAGCCAAAGAGUAGUCAGGAAAGCCUUCUCGAGGUGGGAAACGAAGGUUCUGCCUUCCGAAAGCCUGGCUGAAGAAGAUGACUGAAGAUCAGACUUUGCUUGCCGUGCAGGAGGCCCUGAGAAAGUGCUUUCCCGUGGUGGAGGAGCAGCAGGGCCUGUGGCAGAGUGCUCUGAGAGAGUGCCCGCCCCUCCUGGCCUCUCUCAGCAACCUGGCAGAGCAGCUGCAAGCCGCGCAGAACCUGCGAUUUGAGGAUGUGCCCUCACUUCGGGCCUUCCCGGACUUAAAGGAGCGGCUGAGGCGCAAGCAGCUGGCGGCUGGUGACACUAUCCUGGACAAGCUAGGAGAGAGGCUAGCCACCCUCCUCAAGGUGCGUGAUGUGGUCAGCAGCCACGUGGAGCAUGUGCUUCAGAUCUAUGAGCAGCACGCAGACACGAUUGGCCUCGAUGCUGUCCUACAGGCUUCAGCUGCGAGCCCCUCUGUGGCUGAAAUGUUGGAGUGGUUGCAGGACAUUGAGAGGCAUUAUCGGAAUUCGUACCUGAAGAGGAAGUACCUCCUGUCCUCGAUCCAGUGGGAAGACUUGGGAAACAUCCAAACUUUGCCGAGAGCCUGGGACCGAAUCUCAGAAGAUGAACACCCGGACCUUGUACGAGAUGUCCUCUUGAAUGUUUCCUUCUUCCUGGAAGAGUGAAGAAGCUGUGUGUUUAUCGGGAGACUAGGGGGACACAGGUAAAGACUGACAUUGCUGCCCUCUGAUAUGUCUAAAGAAAUGUCAGUACGGCGUCCUGACUUACUGGAAGUGUCAGUGCCCAGCGCCUGAGGACUGGCUCUUCAGAGGAUUCUGCUGGACAUUCCUGAUGUUGGGGCUGCUUCAUGCUGGGUCAUGGGUGAGGGUACAUGGUCACCCCUUGCCCUUUCCUAAGACUCAGGAGAGUGGACAGAGGCAGAGAGGAUGCAGGAAAGGCGGUGCAGAAGAACGCCAGGGACAGAAGCAACAGCCACAGAAGUGGUGAGGAAGGAAAGGGCCGGGUAGAGUCGGCUCCUCCCCCAGCAUCAUCCAAAUCCCUGAGCCUCGUUGACCCCAGGGCCUGGUCGCCUCUCCUUUUGUCAGUACCUGACUCCUUGAUGGAAAAAAGUGUGGCUUUGAUGAUUUAAAGAAGUGGAGGUGAUGUUGAUGGAAAACUCAUUGUUUUCCAGUUGCAACGGCUCCUUAUCGUCAGGACACUUUCUAGAGCCUUCCACCAGGGGGAGGUGGUGCAGCAUGAAUUCUGAGUGUUUUGUGUUUGGAGCUGUUCCCUUGUUGCUCUUACUGACAGUAAGUAACUAGGGAUAGUGGGGAUCUUAAAAUAACAGGGUUUUCUUUUUACCAAAGCCAGCAGCCAAUUUGCUACAGGCCCCUGAUCUUGGAGUAGCUGCAUGGAUGGGAGGUCACUAGCCCAGAGUCAGGCAAUCAGGAUUGUGUUUCUGAGGCCCAGUGCCUUCAUCUGUGAAAUGGUCAUGGUCCUUGCAGACCUGUCAGCUUCCUGGGCUGGUUAAAAAUCUUGGUCAUUGGAUGUAAAGGGACUUAAGAAAGAAUAUAAAUAUUUUUCAAAGUGAAAAUGACUUUUUAAGUUACAAAAGUGAUGAUAUGCUUUUUAAGAAAUUAUAGAAAAAUUGUGGAAAACAUUUAAAAUGUAGAAAAGCAUAAAACGAACUCUAUCAGAGAUAUUUUAUAUGUAUCUUUUCAGCGUCCAUAGUCACAAUUUUUUUAACAAAACAAUUUGGGUAUCAUUGAUACAUACUGUUUUUCAAAUUGUCUUUAAAAAGCACCUUUAUAUAGUUUGGCUAGUUUUUCAUAUCUCUCUCUGAAUAUAGCUCAACACAAUUAUAUAUACCAUUCUAUGGAUUAUUAUAGUCUUAUGUUUUACAUGUAUUUUUUAAGUCUUCAUGUUUUUCUACCUGUGCGUGCAUGCUAAGUCACUUCAGUCGUGUCCGACUCUUUGCGACCCUAUGGACUAUAGCCUGCCAGGCUCCUCUGUCCAUUGGAUUCUCUAAGCAAGAAUACUGGAGUAGGUUGCCAUGCCCUCCUCCAGGGGAUCUUCCUGACCCAGGGAUUGAACCCAUGUCUCUUGUGGCUCCUGCAUUGCAGGUGGAUUCUUUAUGACUGAGCCACCAAGGAAGCCCAUCAUGUAUAUAAUAAUUGUAAAUAACCUUAAGGCCUUUAGGUAUUUAGGUCUUAGGAUGUACUCUGGGGACAGAGGUAAAGGAGAUCCCAGAAAGAUUUAUAGUUCAACCAGGGAAAGAUUUAGUGUUUCUCAAGCUUGAGUUCAGUUUGGUUCAGUUGCUCAGUCAUGUCCAACUCUUUGCGACCCCAUGGACUGCAGCACGCCAGGCUUCCCUGUCCGUCACCAACUCCCAGAGCUUACUCAAACUCAUGUCCAUUGAGUCAGUGAUGCCAUCCAACCAUUUCAUCCUCUGUCGUCCGCUUCUCCCGCCUUCAAUCUUUCCCAGCAUCAGGGUCUUUUCCAGUGAGUCAGUUCUUCACCAUCAGGUGGCCAAAGUAUUGGAGUUUCAGCUUCAGCAUCAGUCCUUCCAAUGAAUAUUCAGGACUGAUUUCCUUUAGGAUUGACUGGUUUGAUCUUGCAGUCCAAAGGACUCUCAAGAGUCUUCUCCAACACCACCGUUCAAAAGCAUCAAUUCUUUGGUGCUUAGCUUUCUUUAUAGUCCAACUCUCACAUCCAUACAUGACUACCAGAAAAACCGUAUCUUUGACUAGAUGGACUUUUGUCAGCAAAGUAAUGUCUCUGCUUUUUAGUAUGCUCUCUAUGUUGGUCAUAGCUUUUGUUCCAAGAAGCAAGCGUCUGUUAAUUUCAUGGCUGCAGUCACCAUCUGUAGUGAUUUUGGAGCCCAAGAAAAUAAACUCUGUCACUGUUUCCAUUGUUUCCCCAUCUAUUUACCAUGAAGUGAUGGGACCAGAUGCCGUAAUCUUUGUCUUCCAGGCCCUGAUGCUGGGAAAAAUUGAAGGCAGGAGGAGAAGGGGACGUCAGAGGAUGAGAUGUUGGAUGGCAUAUAAAUCACUGGUAUCUUGUUAAAAUUUAGCUUCCUACUCUGUAGGUCCAGGGUGGGGCCCUGGACUCUGCAUUUCUAACAAGGUCCCAAGUGAUGCUGAUGAUCCAGGGACCAGACUUUAAGUUGAAGAGAUUUACAUUGUCAUACAAUAGUGAAAGUGUAUUUGCAGUCAAAACAGAGUUCUGUGGGAGGAUAGAGGUGACAACCAACUGCUUGGGGGGCUACUUCACAGUGACCGUGACAUCUCAGUCGGGCCUUGAGGCUUGGAGAGGAGUGCAGGGUGCUCCACACCCGGGGACAGUGUAAUCACAGGCAGUAUUUGAGAAAGAAUGGAAGCUGACACCUGCUGGGGGUUUGCUGUGUGUGGGCAUCGUGUUUGUGGCUUGUACACCCUAGAACUGGAAGCGUUAACAGUUGAGUAUAGCCAGUCACUGGGGUUCACAGGGGGAUGUAAGAGUAAUGGGUCUGUAAGGGCAGACUGGAAUGAAUUUGUGAAGAGCCCUGAAUACCUUGCUCAAGAGUAUGUAUUUUGCAAAUAGGAGUUGCUCAUCUGUGUAUGUGUGUGUCUGUGUGAGUAUAGUGAAGAGCUUGUUAAACCUCCCUCAUUUAAACAAGUAAUCAUGACUGUGAAUAGCUACAAGUAUGUUUAUGGUGCUAAGUAAUAACUAUGUAUUAUUUAGGUAUAAUUGUCCCUUCUUAGCCAUUCUUAUGGUAUUAAAUUGCUAUCCUUCUAA
Dama dama (fallow deer) is the source of this 3981-nucleotide messenger RNA. It is a transcript of the gene AIRIM, whose product is annotated as AFG2 interacting ribosome maturation factor. NCBI's taxonomy places the organism in Eukaryota, Metazoa, Chordata, Mammalia, Artiodactyla, Cervidae. The coding region runs from base 279 to 890 and encodes 203 amino acids. The record is from RefSeq and is a predicted model, not a curated record. Gene Ontology annotation, cellular component: cytoplasm; nucleus. The transcript has 5 exons.